This is a messenger RNA of Colletotrichum destructivum, 929 nucleotides long. Its product is annotated as Putative Hikeshi-like domain, OPI10 family protein. NCBI's taxonomy places the organism in Eukaryota, Fungi, Ascomycota, Sordariomycetes, Glomerellales, Glomerellaceae. Gene Ontology annotation, cellular component: cytosol; nucleus. Gene Ontology annotation, biological process: protein import into nucleus. The coding region runs from base 256 to 879 and encodes 207 amino acids. The record is from RefSeq and is a predicted model, not a curated record. The transcript has a single exon. Gene Ontology annotation, molecular function: nuclear import signal receptor activity.
CGAAUCAUCAUCAGCCUCACGUUCAGAAGAUGAAAGCUCGAAUUUGAACAGAUUCAACCCUCUUCUCUUCUGCAAAACACAUUCUCGAAAGUUCUCAUCUAUCUCUCCGGGCACUACCACUACCACCAGAACAGCUCGUUAACAGGUCAUAUCUCGUUUUGUGUCUGCGACAAUUCAACCAAGAGUUGUUCAAAGAACGACCGGCAUACCGGCAUCUUAGUUUCUUGAAAUUCGUUCACCGCGACCCAGCCAUCAAUGUCUGGUCCUCUUUUCGGCAUCGUUCCGGCCGGUCAGCCUCUGCUGACGGACCCAACAUCGGCGCCCUCAGAAACCUCAUUCCUCUACUCCAUAUCCGCUGCCCGGCCCUUCUCUCACGUCACAGUGAUGCUGCUGCCGGGCGUCGUCCUGCCCACGGACACCGCUGCAGCCAUCUACUUCGCAACGGCUGCAGAUGUCGCCGCCGCCGCCGCCACGGGCCAAACGCCAAACUUCAAAUUCCUUGGCGGUAUAGGGACGGGUAAAGAAAGCGCCACCUUCAAGAUCAAUGCUGGGGGCAACUCGAACAAUUGUGGCGCGGAUCCCAAUAACGGGAGUGUCAUGAUUGGCGUCUCCGUCGAGCCGGCCGAGUCAGUAUUCUCGCGCAUCCAAGAGCUCUCGGUGAACCGGUCAUCGCAGUCAGGGGCUGCUUCCCAGCCGUCGACGCAGCUCUUGGCGCAGAACAUCAUCAAGAAUGCCUUUAAUUUCCUUGCGAGUUUCAGUGGCACAGCCGGCCCUGGUGGCGUCGAAGUUGUGCCGUUGAAAGCGUUCGAGGAGUGGUGGAAGAAGUUCGAGAGCCGUGUCAGAUCCGAUCCCAGUUUUCUCGAAAGACCGCAGGAUUAAUGCCGCCGAUUCACGUCUAUAUAGUCAUUCUAGCCGAUACCCUCGAGAAA